Molecule: messenger RNA, 4006 nt
Organism: Acanthochromis polyacanthus (spiny chromis)
Lineage: Eukaryota; Metazoa; Chordata; Actinopteri; Pomacentridae
Product: gastrula zinc finger protein XlCGF57.1-like
Exons: 3
Coding region: 244-2238 (664 amino acids)
Source: RefSeq, a predicted model, not a curated record
AUUUCCGUGUCAGCGGGGUCAGACUGAAACCUGUAGCUCGAACCAGAGAAUCGACCAUCUCUUCUGGUCUGUGUUCACCGAACAGAGAUGGAUCGGUACCGGGAGGUCCCGAACGGAGUUCUGGAGCCCGACACGAAGCUACGAGGAGAAGGACUUCAGAUCGCAGUGGAAAAUGAGCCACAGUGACGAAAAAUAUAAUGGGAGCAAAAAAAGUGCUUGAGCUUGAGAGUUAAACUGGCAGAAAUGAUGUUGCUCCAGUUUCUACCCUCAGAUGUCCGAAAAGUGAUUGUUGGUGAGGAGGGGGAGCAGCAGCAGCAGCAGCAGCAGCAGUGGAGCCCCAGUCAGCACAUUAAAGAGGAGCAGGAGGAACUGUGGAGCAGUCAGGAGGUAGAGAUCACCAAGCUCACCUUCAGUGCUUUCUCUGUGAAGACUGAGGGUGUUGAAGAGCUUCAUCAUGGCCAAGGUGAACAGAUGAAAGCUGAAGCAGAUGGAGAGGAACCAAACAGAGACUCAGAUCUACAUACAGAAGACAAGGAUUCAGAUUCCUCAGACACUGAAGUCAGUGACGGUGAGUGGGAGCAGAGGAGAGAAUCUCCAUCAGAUUUAUGCUCCCUGAAAAACAAUGAAUGCACUGUUAUCGAUAUUAACUGCAAUGUGGUGCGAUCAUUCAGCUGCUCCGAGUGUGGUCAGAGGUUUGGCCGCAAGCCACAUCUCAAAGCACACAUGAGGAUUCACACUGGAGAGAAACCAUUCAGCUGCUCGUUUUGUGGUAAAAGAUUUUCUCAGAAGGGAAACUCCAUCAGUCACAUGAGACUUCACACAGGAGAGAAACCAUUCAGCUGCUCCGUCUGUCAGAAGAGCUUCAGAUACAGUGGUGACGUCAGCAGACAUAUGAAGAUCCACACAAGGAAGAAGAAGGUGACCAGCAUGAUCAGAGACACCAACACCAGUAGCAUUGUCAUUGCAUCAAAACCAAGCAAAAGUACAGGUCAGGAAAGAUGUACAGAACCAGAACCCGAUGGUGAACCUGAGACUGCAGCCAGUAAUGGCUGCUGGAAGGAAACCAAAGAGCCUCAGACAGAUUUAAUCUCUCAUCAGACUGAUGAAGUCUCUGUCAGCGAUGAAAGGAAUAAUACUGACAGAGAGUCUUUCAGCUGCUCAGAAUGUGACAGAACUUUCUGCCGCAGAGACCAUCUGAUGUGCCAUGUGAGGACGCAUACUGGAGAGAAACCGUUCAGCUGCUCUGUCUGUCAGAAGAACUUCAGAUUCAGUGGCGACGUCAGCAGACACAUGAAGGUCCACACGGGGAAGAAGAAGGUGAUCAGAGACACCAACACCAGUAGCAUUGUCAUUGCAUCAAAACCAAGCAAAAGUACAGGUCAGGAAAGAUGUAUAGAACCAGAACCCGAUGGUGAAUCUGAGACUGCAGCCAGUAAUGGCUGUUGGAAGGAAACCAAAGAGCCUCAGACAGAUUUAAUCUCUCAUCAGACUGAUGAAGUCUCUGUCAGCGAUGGAAGGAAUAAUACUGACAGAGAGUCUUUCAGCUGCUCAGAAUGUGGCAGAACUUUCUGCCGCAGAGACCAUCUGAUGAGCCAUGUAAGGACACAUACUGGAGAGAAACCGUUCAGCUGCUCCGUUUGUAACAAGCGCUUCAGCUGCAGUGGAAACAUUCUGGCUCACAUGAGGAUCCACACUGGUGAGAAACCGUUUGAAUGCUCAUUCUGUGGCAAAAGUUUCAGCCAGAAAGGAACUCUGCAGCUACAUGAAAGAAUUCACACGGGGGAGAAACCAUUCAGCUGCCCUUUCUGUGAGAAGAGAUUUGCACAUAAACGGAGAAUGACACUGCACAUGUCUGUCCACACCGAGGAAAAACGCUUCAGCUGCAGCGCCUGCAACAAACGAUUCACCUGGUACACACAGCUGAAGACCCACAGGUGUGUCGGCGAGUCAUCACAACCUCGCCAGAGUCAAUCAGAGAAGAAGACUUCUCCAAAAGAAUCCUUCAGCUGUUCUGACUGCGGGAAAAAAUUCAGUUUGAAGGGCAACCUUAAGACACACAUGAGAAUUCAUACAGGGGAAAAACCGUUCAGCUGCUCUGUUUGUGGGAAAGGUUUUAAACAAAAUGUUCAUCUGACAGAACACAUGACUAUUCACACAGGGGAGAAACUCUACAAAUGCAGCAUCUGUGGGAAGGGAUUCAAUAAGAAACUGCUCUUGAAAAGCCACAUGUGUGUUUAACCUUUAUUGCGGUCCAUGGAUUUGUAUUUAUGAACAGUGGGGCUGCAGGGUGGCGCUGAAUUCACGGUUCGGUCGAGAAAACAAGAAAAUUCUAGAUAUUUAUGUUUUCAUCAUUUAUUUUAAAAGUUCCAAACAUUUGCAGAGCCAUAAAUGUUCCUGUGUCAGUGGAACUGCUGCAUCCUGUCAGUACAAACAUUGUUUAUAGUGAAACAUCCAAUUUAUACAGCUAAAGAGUCAAACAGUGCUCAGAGUUUUCCUGCAUGAUUAUCUCAUUGUUGCAUCAUGUUUAGAAAGAUAAUCUAAAUAUACAUCCAGUUAAAGUGACAAAAAUCUCUCUGCUGGUUGUGUGUCUAACUCCUCAUAUAGCCCAACUGCAGACAAACUCGACUGUGUUUCAGAUAAAACGGUCACAUAAUGUUGUUUUGACAACAGUGGAUGCUGAAUGGCGAUAAAAUUUUACAGUGAAGUUGUGAUUCUGUGGCUGUUGAAUGGUGUGACAUCAUGUUUCUAACCUGAAGAAGAAGACUCAGCAGGGUUAUUCCUUAUAAGAUCAGUCAGUCCUUCCUCCUGACCUCCUUAGAAUCAGCAGCUUCUUUAUCUACAAUAGCUUUAGUAUUUUCAGUGAACCCAUGUAAAGUUUUACCUUCAUACUAUUAAAUACAUGGAGGUGGGUCCAAAGUUUUUCCCCCUUUUAGCUUACUUCUCCCAGCACUCUUGCAGCAGAUCAGUUUUACACCCAAGUGUCAAAAUCUUACGACAGCAUCCAAUACAGUCAGAUCUUAACUUUGGUGAAUGUAUCUUGUGUCUGUGAAAUGCAGAAACAACUUCAUUGUAGAUGUGUUUUCUAGAACAGUUUAAUCUCAUUGAUAAACCAGUUUUCAGCACUCUCAGCUUGUUUCUGGAUCUUUCAGAUUUUCCUCUGAUAGUACUCAGUUCUGGUUCUGUUAGUUUGUUCUGUUUUCAUCCUCAGACUCUGAAUAGCUCCGAUGAUGUGUAAUCUUAGUAUCAACACUUGACUUUUUCGUGAAGCAGAAAAUGAUGCUGCAGGAAUUAUUAGGGUGUGACUUUCUCCAAGAAAUAUAAUUUCAGAUUUUACUUUUGCAAGUGUUAAAAUACAUCUGUAAUAGAAAACAUGUAUUUCACAGAAUGAAUCAUGUUUAGAAGAUGAUCCUUUCAUUGUCUAUAAUUGUCCUGAUCAACCACCUAUCACACAUGCUGAUAUGAGCCUUGAAAGUUUACCCAGAAUUCUCUUUUUAAAAAAAGUUUUCUCUGGUAAAUUAUCAGAAAACAGAAACACAUCCAGGUACCAGUGGUUGUUUCUGUGACAUCCCAUAAUACUGAUGAUAGAAGUUAGUUAUAGAGAAAAUAAACCGAAAUCAGAUUUAGUGUUUAGGCUGUGACACCUGGAUGGAUGUAAAACUGAUCUGGUGUCAGUUUUUUUUUUAACAGAACUCAGAUGUGUUUUUCCUCCUAAAUGUCGUGUGUAUCUUCUGGACGGAUGAAGAUUUGAGGCUCAGAAAUGAUGGAAAAAGUCCAUUAAAAGUGAUAAAUCUGGACCCAUCUCUCUGUGGGUCUGGAAAUAUUCAUAGUAUGAAGGUAGAACUUUGACCACUGAAUAAAGUUACUGGAGAUGAAGAACCAGAUGAUUCUGAGGAUGUCAAGGGGAGGUUUUUCAGAUUUGCUUCAUGAUUCUCCUUCAUUCUGUUUGAUAAAGCCUGACUCACACUGAUGGUGUCCUUUUAUUAAAAUAAAGAUCUGUUUAUCAGUG